This is a messenger RNA of Raphanus sativus (radish), 2929 nucleotides long. Its product is annotated as proline-rich receptor-like protein kinase PERK5. Bases 684 to 2717 code for a protein of 677 amino acids. Gene Ontology annotation, biological process: protein phosphorylation. Gene Ontology annotation, molecular function: ATP binding; protein kinase activity. The transcript has 8 exons. The record is from RefSeq and is a predicted model, not a curated record. NCBI's taxonomy places the organism in Eukaryota, Viridiplantae, Streptophyta, Magnoliopsida, Brassicales, Brassicaceae.
ACCAUAUUAUUAUAUAUCAAACUCAAAAGUCCAAUAACCUUUACGUGUGAUCGUUCCUAAGGUAACCGACGUUAUAAGCUAAACAUUCGCCCUCUCCAGUGUCGUUAGCGAACUCUUUGCCAAUGAACUAAACAUUCUCUCUUUAACUACUUUCAAAAAAAUCCUGUUCUCAUUAAAUUCCCCAUUAAAUUUUGGUCUUGGGGAUAUCAGUGAACUUGUAUCUCCAAUCUCAAACCGGUUGGAGUAUUAAUCUAAACCGGUUGGUCACAGUGUUUGAUCAAACUUCAAACGGCACACGCAUGCAAAAGCAGAGGCUAUGGUUGUUCUUGAAAGAUAUCAAAUAUAGAUGAUAGAUGGUAGAGAAAGAGAGAGAGAGAGAGGCUUUGCUUCUAAUUAUAGUUAAAACUGUUCAUUUGUUUCAGAAGAGAUCUCCUCGUUCGUAGGAGAAGCUAUUUCUCAAACCCAAAUAGAGAAUCCAUCACGAUUCCAAUCUCUCUCUAACUUUCCAACAAUCUUCUCAUCACCAAGUUCGGUAUGAAUGUCUCCAAGUUGUAAGUUUUGAAUCGCAUAAAGCUAUUUGUGUUUUGCUUGGAAUACAAGGCUGUUGCGUCCAAGAUCACCGGGGACAAAGGUUUCUCCGUCGUUGAGAAACCUUUCACCGAGAAAAACAACACAUCAUAGUCAUGGCGGACGCACCCGUGGAUUCACCUCCUGCCCCGGAAACUCCCAAUGCAGGUACAGGCUCGCCAUCAAAUGACACAUCACCACCAGCACCUCCUGUUUCAUCCCCACCUUCCCCUGAUUCUGCUCCUCCACCUGCUAACAACAGCUCAGCUUCUACACCGCCGCCUGCACCGCCCAGCCAAGAAGCCUCACCUCCUCCAUCGCCUCCACCUUCACCGCCUGCUCCAGUUAAUCCGCCACCGAAAACUCCAGAGAAUCCUUCUCCACCCUCCCCUGAAGGCAAAACUCCGGUAACUCCACCUGCACCGCCUCAAGCACCGGCCAACCAGUCACCCCCUUUACAAAGACCAUCCCCUCCUUCUCCUAUUGCCAAUGAUGACCGUAACAGAACCAAUGGCGGCAGCAAUAGUGGUAACAACAGAGACGGUUCUCCACCGUCUCCACCGUUUCCACCGUCAGGGAACAGAAACUCUAGCGAGGGUGACUCACUGUCACCGCCUCGGUCAAUAAGCCCUCCUCGGAGCAGUGGAGGUUCAGACUCACCAUCAUCAUCAUCAACUCCAGGAGAAGAUCAUCAACAAGCCAAUGUUGGACUGAUUAUUGGAGUCCUUGUGGGAGCAGGGCUACUGCUUCUUCUCCUAGUGCUUAUUUGCAUCUGUUGCAAGAAGAAAAAGAAGAAACGUGAUCCUCAAGUCAACCACAUGCACUACUACAAUAACAGUCCCUAUGGAGCACCUAAUGGCAAUGGUGGUUAUUACAACAACGGAACACCUCAAGAUCAUGUGGUCAAUAUGGCCGGAGGUGGAAACUGGGGCCCACAGCAACCUGUGUCUGGUCCUCAUAGUGACAGUUCCAACUUUACCGGUCCAACACCGUCGCCUCCUCAAGCUGCGACUCUUGGUCACAACCAAAGCACUUUCACCUACGAUGAACUCUCCACUGCAACAGAAGGUUUCGCUCAGUCUAACUUGCUAGGACAAGGAGGGUUUGGGUAUGUUCACAAAGGGGUUUUGCCUGGUGGCAAAGAAGUUGCGGUGAAGAGUCUUAAAUCUGGAAGUGGACAAGGAGAACGCGAGUUUCAAGCAGAGGUUGAGAUCAUUAGCCGUGUCCAUCAUCGUCAUCUUGUCUCUCUUGUUGGAUAUUGCAUCUCUGGUGGUCAAAGGCUUUUGGUUUACGAGUUUUUACCUAAUAACACUCUUGAGUUCCAUCUUUACGGUAAAGGUCGUCCUGUUUUGGAUUGGUCAAUACGAGUGAAGAUUGCAUUGGGAUCAGCUAGAGGACUUGCAUAUUUGCAUGAAGACUGUCAUCCUAAAAUUAUCCAUAGAGAUAUCAAAGCUGCAAACAUUCUUCUUGAUUUCAGUUUUGAAACCAAGGUUGCAGAUUUUGGACUAGCUAAGCUGUCUCAAGACAACUAUACUCAUGUCUCUACUCGUGUCAUGGGAACAUUCGGGUACUUAGCUCCAGAGUAUGCGUCAAGCGGAAAGUUAUCUGACAAAUCUGAUGUUUUCUCAUUUGGAGUAAUGCUUCUUGAGCUUAUAACCGGACGACCUCCAGUGGAUCUCACUGGAGAAAUGGAAGAUAGUUUGGUAGAUUGGGCAAGGCCUCUGUGUAUGAAAGCAGCUCAAGAUGGAGAUUACAGCCAAUUAGCAGAUCCUCGUCUAGAGUCAAACUACAAUCAACAAGAGAUGGUUCAAAUGGCUUCUUGUGCAGCUGCAGCCAUCAGACACUCUGCAAGAAGACGACCUAAGAUGAGCCAGAUUGUAAGAGCACUGGAAGGAGAUAUGUCAAUUGAGGAUCUAAACGACGGGGGAAGACCAGGACAAAGCACGUAUUUGAGCCCAGGAGGCAUGACCUCAGAGUAUGACGCAAGUUCGUACAGUGCAGACAUGAAGAAAAUAAGGAAGUUAGCAUUAGAGACAAAAGAGUAUCAGAGCAGUGAGUACGGUGCAACAAGUGAGUAUGGUUUGCAUCCAUCUGCUUCAAGUAGUGAAGAGAUGCAUACAGGUUCAAUGAGACGCAAUCCUCAGCUUUAGAGACACGCACACAUUCUCAUUUUGCCUCUCAUAUUUUGUUAAGGCAGUUUGUUCCUUGGUUGUUUCAUUCUGCAUCAAAGAAUAGCAGUUUGAAAAAGUCCAAAUUAUUAUGUUUUUUUUCUUAAUUAGGAGCCAAAGAAAAAGAAGAGACUAUACUAUAGUGUAUUUUGUAGUACAGAGCCUUGAGCCAUAUAAUUCUGGUUUUGUAAUGA